AUGGUUCUCCACCGUUUUCUUCGAGAUGUGGAAUCCCGAAACAUUCUUCUCCAAUAUGAAUUCCAUAAAAAGAACUCACCUAGACUGGCUCACCAGAACUUGUGUCAAAUGACAAGCUGGAAAAAGAUAGUGGAACAAGAAGAGAAACCAUACUGUAGAUGGGACAGAAUACCACUUUUCGAUGACACAACAACGAGUCGAUUCAAACAAGACAAAGAGGAAGAAGAGAAAGAAGACCCAGUCCCAGAAGAAGAAAAAGAGUUUGAUAUAUCGAAAGCAUAUUAUAAAGAAGAGAGUAUAUCAUUCGAGAAGGUUUCAUUUAUAUUCAAGGAGUUUCAAAAUGGGAAUUUUGAAGUUGAGCCGAUAUUGCAUCCGAUUUUAAAAGAUCUAUCGGAAGAUUCGGUUGAAUAUAUUGGAUUAUCGUCGAUUCCACGAUUCACCAAACUUCACCAUUCCAAUAAAUGCUAUCAUUUUGCGAUGACUCAUCUCAAACUAGUAACCCAUGGAGCAUCUAUUCUUAAACUUGUAACAUUCCAUGAAGAAGAGCCAAAUUCCAAACUUCGCAUAGAAUACUGGCAAACAAGGGAUGGAUGCUUUGUUUGGUGUGGGCACGAUGUGAAAUUCGUCGAGAAAAAAUUUCACUAUACUCUGGCAACGAUCGAUUUUAUGAUUGCAACCAGAUACAUGUCAAGACCAUUGGUUGAAAUUGAUUUUGAUAUUCAACAAUGGAACGGUUGGGAUUGCAGAGAACGUCCGGAUUUGGGAUUCGUAUGGACUGUCUGGGAUACUUUUCUGUACAAUAAGAGCCUCAACAUCCAUGCGGAAAUAUUCAGAAUGACUGUUAGUAAGACAGAUAGAGACGAGAAGAGACUUUCGCUGAUUCGAUUUGUGAAACCUCGACUUUUGGAAGUUAUCAUUUUAAAAGUAUGGGACGAUAGACAUAUGGGAUGUAAAGACAAAGAUGAGCCAUUCAAAUUCAAAGAUAUUUAUAACACCAAACAGUGGAAAAGGGCAUUUUGUGUGGAUAUUCGAGAUAAAAUGAUUCAAAAGAACUUUUCGGCUUAUCCGGGAUUCCAGCAAAUUCAGAUGACAAUGAAGGAAGAAGAGUUGAUGGAUUUGAAAGAGGCAUUUGCUGAAAAUCCAUCUCAAUACUGCGAAAUUCAAGUAAUCCCUCAAUUGGACUUGGAAAGAUGCCUAGAAUUGAUUUCUGAUCCCAAAAUGAAUCUCGAAAAGUUUGAAGGAAACAAGUAUAGAGCACCAGCAAAGUCUUCAGAAGAAUUGGGUCAUCACUUCUUGGUCAUGGAAAUCAAAAACUAUAUUUCUCACACGAGGAUGCCAGUAACACAAAUUAAUUUCGAGAUUCGAGUGACGAAACGACAAGCAGAAGAGUCUCCAGAAAAAUGUUUGGUUGUGAAGAAAUAA
Molecule: messenger RNA, 1422 nt
Organism: Caenorhabditis briggsae
Lineage: Eukaryota; Metazoa; Nematoda; Chromadorea; Rhabditida; Rhabditidae
Exons: 3
Coding region: 1-1422 (473 amino acids)
Biological process (GO): innate immune response
Source: RefSeq, a predicted model, not a curated record